GCACGUGUUACUAAUUAUCUCCUGGUAGGGAAGAUGGGCACCAGCAGAAUGUUGCUAAUGCGAACUUUCAGAAUCAUAGUGUUUCAGUUUGGUCAAACGGGGUUUUGCCAGUGUCUCCGCGUAAGGCACGGACUGGAAUUCGUGAUCGGAAGCUUAAAGAUAGACCGAGUCCCCUUGGACCAAAUGGGAAAGUUGAUUCUGUUGAUCAUCAUUGCAUGGAGAACGGAGCUAUUACCCCAUGUGAUUAUCAGCGACCAACACAGCAUCUUCAAGCAGUUGCUGAACUACCUAAGAAUGCUACGGGGGAUGAUAUUCAGGGACUAGCCGAAAAGCCGAGAACCCGUGUAAAAGGUCUGACUGAAAUGUCGACCGUGGAAGAUGGAGAGGAGGUAGAGCAACUAAACCGCCUCAGUUUUACCAGAUAUCCUCUGAUAGCACCACUUGGGAUUCCUUACUGCUCUGCAAGUGUGGGUGGGGCCCACAGAGCAUUGCCUGUGAAUAGCACGGGUAAUUUUGUCGGUUAUUGUGACAGUGGCAGGUUAUCUGAUCCAGAUACGUUGAGAAGGCGCAUGGAGCAGAUUGCAAUGGUACAAGGUCUUGGAGGUGUUUCUAUGGAAUGCGCAAGUAUGUUGAAUAGCGUUUUGGAUGUAUACUUGAAACGGUUGAUAAAGUCUAGUCUCGAUUUAGUGGGAACUAGGUCUGCGAAUCAGCAAACAAAGCUGCCUGCAACAAAUCAGCAGAUUCAGGGGAAGGCCAUUAAUGGCAUGUUGCCGAAUAAUCAUUUACAUCUGCAUAGUACCGGUAGGAUGGCGGAACCCGAGCCUGAACGAAGACCCCCCGGUUCUCAGUAUCUUUGAAUGAUUUUAAACUUGCGAUGGAGCUAAAUCCACCGCAACUUGGAGAAGAUUGGCCACUACAACUAGAGAAAAUUUCUAUGCAAUCCUUUGAAGAAUAACACAUUAAUAAAGAUUUUUUUUCUUUUACUUAAGCAAAGGCUGGGUCUAUUUCUUCUGAUUCUGAUAGCUUGGCCGCAGUUGGUGAUUAUCGCCGUACUUUGCUCUGUCCAUAUUGCCAAGAUGAACCAGAAGACAUCCAUCCGAACGGGGAAUUUCUACCCCUCCCAAGAUCAAAUUCUGGUUCCGAGCUUUCAAAUGUUUUAUCUCUGCAAUGUGCUGGAGUUAGCAUGGAUCAGAAAUAUAUUUAACUGCAACCAAGUGUACUAUCAAAUGAAACUCAAGAUUGGUUGCUCUGUUGUAUAUGUAGAAUCGAUAUUGGCAGUAUUGUUACUAUUGCAAGAGAUCUCGAUUGCAUUACACACAACGAAGAGACUCGGGAAAAGUUUUGCAGGAAUACUAUUGUGUAGCUGGGGUCAAGGAACUGUGACAUGUAUAAGAGCGGAAGGACCGCGCUCUAUGUAAUUUUAGAAUAUGACGAUUGGUUUAGAUUCAACAUUAAUAACACGUCAAGAUCUAUUAAAGUUUCCUUGAUGAUUUCCGUUUUAUGGUUGAUGUUCGUGGUCCAAAUUUGACCAAUAUAUCUGAA
Vicia villosa (hairy vetch) is the source of this 1542-nucleotide messenger RNA. RefSeq lists its product as uncharacterized. Gene Ontology annotation, biological process: regulation of transcription by RNA polymerase II. The transcript has a single exon. The coding region runs from base 216 to 857 and encodes 213 amino acids. Gene Ontology annotation, molecular function: transcription coactivator activity. Gene Ontology annotation, cellular component: SAGA complex. NCBI's taxonomy places the organism in Eukaryota, Viridiplantae, Streptophyta, Magnoliopsida, Fabales, Fabaceae. The record is from RefSeq and is a predicted model, not a curated record.